UAAAUAAAAAAACAAAUAAAAAAUUUAAACGUUAUGGCGUUCACAUUUGCAGCGUUUUGCUAUAUUUUAGCUCUCAUUCUUACGGCUAUUCUUAUAUUUUUCGUAAUUUUCCACAUCAUAGCAUUUGAUGAAUUGAAAACAGAGUAUAAAAAUCCUAUAGACCAAUGCAACAGUUUGAAUCCAUUGGUUCUUCCUGAAUACCUCUUGCAUAUAAUAUUUAACCUGUUGUUUUUAUUUGCUGGAGAAUGGUUGUCUUUGAUUCUAAAUAUGCCACUCAUUGCAUAUCAUGUACGCAGAUAUUUGACCCGUCCAUCAUACAUGACUGGACAUGGGUUAUAUGAUCCAACAACAAUCAUGAAUGCUGAUGAACUAUCUCGUGCCAUGAAAGAAGGAUGGGUUAAAAUGGCCUUCUACUUGCUGUCAUUUUUUUAUUAUUUAUACAGUAUGAUCUAUGUGUUGGUAUCUUCAUGAAGAACAGAAAAGCAUACCUAUUAGGCCCACACGGAAAUAGUGGCAAAAUUGUGAUGAAAAAGUGCAUACUUCCCAGCGUGUUACCUUUUUUUUUUUGUGUUUUCAAUUCCUUAUUCACCUCAGUUUUAUUUUUCAUCCUUGAAAUUUCUUUCUCUUCAAAUAUCCUAGUUAAGUUCUGCUCUGCAUUGAUUUAAUUCUCUUAAAAUAUGGCUGUCAACAUUUAGCAUAUUUUGAUAUUUAUUUGAACAUAAUGCAAUAGGUGAAAAAUGAGGAAUUUUUUUUUGAUUUUAUUAACAUUUCACAAGUUUCCACCACCAUCAAGAACAAAUAAUUAAAUGAAGUAUCCCUAACCCUCUUCCAAAACAAGGCAGAUGAAUGAUCUAAAAGUACCAUUUUUAUAAAAUCUUCAAGAUGAUAUGGUUAUUUUUAGGAUGUAGACAGUUGUUGGAUUUUUACCUGUAAUAAUCUGACAUUGUUGCAAGAAUGAUAGUUUUAGCAUAAAAGGAAAACAAACAAAAAAAAAAUGCUAAACAUCUUUGGCCAUUGGUACAAUUUCACUUUCAUUUUGAAGAAAAUCACAUUGCUAAAAUGAUGCUGAAUUGGAGAAGCACUAAAACAUCUGGGGAAGUUAUUAAUAUUCUUUCAAUAUCCCUCAAGGUAUAAAGAAAAGAAAAUAGUAAAAUUCUCCUGCCCAUUUUGUACUAAUAUGUUUUCUUGUCCUAAUUUAAAACAUUAAAAUUAUUCAUUAAUAAUA
Messenger RNA from Octopus bimaculoides (California two-spot octopus), 1225 nucleotides. Its product is annotated as protein cornichon homolog 1. Gene Ontology annotation, biological process: vesicle-mediated transport. NCBI's taxonomy places the organism in Eukaryota, Metazoa, Mollusca, Cephalopoda, Octopoda, Octopodidae. The record is from RefSeq and is a predicted model, not a curated record.